This is a messenger RNA of Maylandia zebra (zebra mbuna), 1500 nucleotides long. The record is from RefSeq and is a predicted model, not a curated record. NCBI's taxonomy places the organism in Eukaryota, Metazoa, Chordata, Actinopteri, Cichliformes, Cichlidae.
ACCAACACGGUGCCCGCGGGCACCAGGUCGCCCGCAAGGACCACAUGAGUCGCCCGCGGGCCUGUUCUAAAAAUAGCUCACCAUAACAACUUACCACUGGGGGCAACUACAAUUGUUAGAAGAGUGUCGGCUAUGUCCGGGAACUUGGCCGAUCAGUUGGAUCAGGAUCUGGCAAAGUGCAGUUGGUUUAGCAUCCAGUGUGACGAGUCCGUCGACAGCAGCAGUACAGCACAGCUGAUGGUCUUUAUCCGGAUGGUAUUUGAUGGUUUCUCCACAAAAGAAGAACUUCUGACACUACUGCCGCUAAAGACAACAACGAAGGGAGUUGACAUCUAUAACGCGGUGAAGGAGUUUUUCGCGAAGAAAAAGGUACCGUUGGAAAAGCUGGUAUCAGUGACUACCGACGGGGCUCCUGCUAUGAUCGGCCGACAUACGGGAUUCAUCGCUCACUGUAAAGGUGACACAGAGUUCCCAAACUUCAUGCAUUACCACUGCAUCAUUCACCAGCAGGCGUUAUGCCCAAACGUGAUCGGCUUCGAGCACGUCAUGACUCCCGUCGUGAAGAUCAUAAACAGCAUCCGCUCCAGAGCUAAACAGCACAGAACAUUCAAGGUGCUAUUGGAGGAGCUGUCAGCUGAAUAUGGUGACCUGCUACUACAUACGGAAAUCCGAUGGCUCAGCAGGGGACGGAUUUUGCUUCGUUUUUUGUCACUUUUGGGUGAAAUCAAGGAGUUCAUGCAAUCCAAAGGGGAAGACACAUCUCUGCUGGAGGACACUGAGUGGACACUUGACCUUGUGUUUUUAACAGACAUUACUGGGAAACUGAACCAUUUGAACUGUGAGCUGCAAGGCAAAGGUAAGACUGUUGCUGACAUGAUAAGUGCUUUAAAUGGAUUUAAAGCCCAGAUGAACAUUUUCUCUGUGCAUUUACAGAGAAAAAAGGUGCUGCACUUUCCCUCUGUGCAGAUGGUGCUGAAAGACAACGCUUCUGCAUCUGAGACUUUUGACAAAGUUGCAGAAAAGUACACUCAAGUCAUAAACCGACUUGGUCAAGAGUUUGAGAACAGGUUUUGUGACCUUGAUCAGCUUGAGCCAUGUGUCUCAUUUGUUUCCAAUCCUUUCAUGAAUGUGGACACAACAUGCAUUGCUGAGCAACUAAGUUCAAUGUUCAGCUUGGAUGCUGGACAGGUGGAAAUCGAAAUUGUAACAUUGCAAAAUCAUGUCCACCUCAAAGCCUAUCUGGGUGCACCAAACUUUUGGUGCCUUGUUGACACAGAAAAGUACAGUGGUGUGUGCACAGCAGCUAUGAAGGUUGCCAGCCUGUUUGGUUCAACCUAUCUUUGUGAAUCAGCCUUUUCUGACAUGAACUUCAUCAAGAACAAACACAGAACACGCCUCUCCGAUGCACAUCUGCAAGACUCACUCAGAGUUGCAGUGUCAAGUUAUACCCCAGAUUACAACACACUGGUGAACAGCAUGCAAUGCCAGGUUUCCCACUAA